AUGGCGAACGUGGAGGGUAAUAAACUUUGGGGCGGCCGGUUUGUAGGUGACAUCGAUCCUAUAAUGGAGAAAUUCAAUGCUUCGAUCUCGUACGACCAGAGGAUGUGGGACGCAGACAUCCGAGGCAGCAAAGCCUAUGUGAAGGCUCUGGAGAAGGCCAAACUUGUCUCCACAGACGAGAUGAACAGCAUUUUAACUGGGAUGGAUCAGAUUCACGAGGAGUGGAAGAAAGAUGUGUUUGUGAUAAAACCUGAAGAUGAAGAUAUUCACACUGCCAACGAGAGGCGACUGAAGGAGCUGAUUGGUGCUCCUGCAGGAAAGUUGCACACUGGGAGAAGCAGAAAUGACCAGGUUGUUACUGACAUGAGACUGUGGCUUCGUGACGCCAUCUCCACUCUGAGAGAAGCUGCGUUACAACUGGUCACUACGAUGGUGGAACGGGCAGCGAUAGAAGUCGAUGUCCUGUUUCCUGGUUACACGCACAUGCAGAGAGCUCAGCCAAUCAGAUGGAGCCAUUGGAUUUUGAGUCAUGCAGUCGCUCUGAGCAGAGACGUGGAGCGGCUUCAGGAGAUCCACAGAAGAGUCAAUGUUUUGCCUUUAGGAAGUGGUGCGCUCGCCGGAACUCCAUUUGACAUCGACAGGGAUCUGCUGCGUCAAGAAUUGGGGUUUGACAGAAUAAGUCUCAACAGCAUGGACGCCACAAGCCAACGGGACUUUGUCUUGGAGUUUUUGUUCUGGGGGUCGCUGUGUUUGAACCAUCUCAGUAAAGUGGCAGAAGACCUGUUGUUGUACAGCACCAAAGAAUACUCCUUUAUCAACCUCUCAGACGCCUACAGUACAGGCAGCAGUCUGAUGCCGCAGAAGAAGAACGCGGAUAGUCUGGAGCUGAUCCGAAGCAAAGCCGGACGUGUUUUUGGUCAAUGCGCCGGCUUCAUGAUGACAAUGAAAGGAUUACCGAGCUGUUACAACAAAGACCUACAGGAGGAUAAGCAGGCCAUGUUCGACUGCUUUGACACGGCUCAUGCUGUGCUGCAAGUAACAACCGGAGUCAUUUCUACACUCAAGAUCAACCCUUCAGUGAUGGAGGCGGCCUUGAGUCCAGACAUGUUAGCCACAGAUUUGGCCUAUUACCUCGUGAAGAAAGGGGUCCCGUUCAGAGAGGCCCACGGCAUUUCCGGAAAAGCUGUUUUUGCUGCAGAAUCCAAAAACAUUGCCUUGAACCAUCUCACUGUGGACGACCUGAGCUCUGUCAGCCCGCACUUCGGAGAGGACGUGGCCGCAGUGUGGGACUACAGCAGCAGCGUGGAGCAGUACAGCGCCCCCGGUGGAACGGCAAAGUCCAGCGUCAUGGCACAAAUAGAUCAUCUGCGGCUGUGGAUCAAGACACAGGCACAGUGA
Knipowitschia caucasica is the source of this 1398-nucleotide messenger RNA. The record is from the annotation of a GenBank genome assembly. NCBI's taxonomy places the organism in Eukaryota, Metazoa, Chordata, Actinopteri, Gobiiformes, Gobiidae.